AAAAAUCAUGACAUAAGUCAAGUUUUCAUUUUUGUGUAACAUACAAAAAUAUUUUUAAUUACUUUUAUGAAUAAUUAUAGUCAAAAAUAUGCCUAAGAACUGCAUGAAAUUAACCUCUGGGGGGAAGGGGAACCUUGGGAAAUUCAUAGAACGAGACCCAAACGUCUGUGCAGCUGGUAAGCCUUCAGCUCAGGCACAGGAAACUGUUGCGCUAGCACUGCAACAUUAUCUACUGAAAGACGCUGCAGAUGCUCUUUUAAGUGACGCUAUAAUCCCUGAACCAAAACCUCGACCCCUCCCACCUUUACGUAAGCCCAUACCCCAAGAUACACGAAAUUCAGGUCCUUUUAAUCAGGUGGCUGAUCUCAUCAAUCCUCCUACUAAAUCCAAAUUUAAAUGUCUUGUUGAUGACUUUAUGGAUACGGCAUACACAUCAUAUUGGAAGAAACCUCUCGGAAGAGUUAGAGAUCCUGUACCUAUGCUUCCAGAAGGUUUUGACGCUACUGGAACAACUUUCGGCAAACCUACUGAAUACAGUUGUGACUUGUAUGAAGUGAUAACGCCCAAAAUUCCUCUACCGGAUAAAACACCUUACUCUGAAGGACCUGGCGUGCAGGUAAACCGCAACUAUUGUGCACCAGCAUUUUCUAAGGAUUUCACUUAUGGAUACCGUACGUUUGUUGACAAGCGAGGCACAUAUGGCCGGUGUUGUAUCACUGAUGAUAGGACUAUACUUGGCACCGCAGAUAGAGCAAUAAUAAGUUCCGUACAGUCCAACUUUUUGGAUGCCACUCAACCAAGAAUCAGUAAAGUUUUAGCACCUAAUAAUAACAUUAAAGAUGUGCCACAUGGAUAUACUUUUGGUAGACUCAAGGCUCCAGAUAAUUUACCUGAGUGUCUAACAUUUUGUGAAAUCAAUCCAGGGGUUGCGUUCUUUAGAAAAUGUUUGAAUCAUCUUAACACCUUGAGGAAGGGAUUUUCCAGGCGAUUUUUACCUUCAUUUUUCCAUAAGUUUUACAUGAAUCUAAAAUAUUACGACAAAGAGAGAACUGGUUGGCUCCCAAAAGAUUUCGUUUAUGAGUAUUGUGCAACGAAACUCAUAAGAUUUGACCAUUCGUUAAUUGAGCCCCUUUUGUCGAUGUGGGAAGCUUUCGACGGACAGAGAAUUAAAUAUAAAACUUUUGUACUCGUUCUUAAUUACAGAAUACCUUCUCCAGAAAUACCUAAAAUACAUGACCUACCGGAAGAUUGUCUUGAUUUUCGCACAACUUAUACUGAAAUGGUUAAACCUGGACAGGAAGUAGAUAAUGGGCUCAGAGCUGGAUUGCCGUCGGGAAGAUAUUUUGAUCGGCCUUAUCCUAUCAUUCCUGAGAGAUUGUCUAAAGCAGACACGAUUUGUCUUCCGCAGGAGUCUGACGUUAGGUGUUGCAUUAGUCCAAGUGUCCUAACAUUGCUCUUUGUUAGUCAUCGAGAUUUGUUCGAGAAAAGAGAGCCUCACACUGUUAGAAGAGUAUUCGAGGCAGCUGGAGAAAAGUUUACCGACGAAAAAUUCAACGCUGUUUGGGAAGCAGCCAAGAAACUUCAUUCACAAGGUUGGGUUUGUUAUGAAACAUUCAGACAAACAUUAGAAAAUCAUCCGGAGCUUUAUGAAAUAAAAGAAGAAGAAAUCGAUUUGAAUGCAUAAUGAUUUA
Trichoplusia ni (cabbage looper) is the source of this 1691-nucleotide messenger RNA. Its product is annotated as EF-hand domain-containing family member B. The record is from RefSeq and is a predicted model, not a curated record. NCBI's taxonomy places the organism in Eukaryota, Metazoa, Arthropoda, Insecta, Lepidoptera, Noctuidae. The transcript has a single exon. The coding region runs from base 89 to 1684 and encodes 531 amino acids.